Nicotiana attenuata is the source of this 603-nucleotide messenger RNA. RefSeq lists its product as uncharacterized. Lineage: Eukaryota; Viridiplantae; Streptophyta; Magnoliopsida; Solanales; Solanaceae. The transcript is spliced from 2 exons. Bases 1 to 603 code for a protein of 200 amino acids. The record is from RefSeq and is a predicted model, not a curated record.
AUGGGAUUUGGUGAAAGAUGGAUAAGGUCGAUCAAGUUCAGUCUAACCACUGUCAAAUACUCAGUCCUCAUCAACAGAUCUCCAGUUGGCUUUUUCUUCCCUCAGAAAGGGAUUAGGCAGGGAGACCCUCUCUCGCCUUUUCUUUUCAUCAUAGCAAUGGAAGGUUUGAGCAAAAUGUUUGAUAAAACAAGGCAAUUAGAAUGGAUUGAAGGGUUCAAGAUAAGCAGCAACUCAGGGAAUUCAAUCUCAAUCUCCCAUCUGUUAAACGCAGAUGAUACACUAAUCUUCUGUGGGGCUGGAAAACUGCAGUUGCAAUACCUCAAUCUAACCCUCCUUAUUUUUGAAUCUAUUUCAGGUCUACACAUAAACGUGUUGAAAAGCAUGAUAUAUCCUGUCAAUGCGGUACCUAACUUAGACGAGCUGGCUGGUAUAAUGAGUUGUGACAUUGGCUCAUUUCCUACUACCUACCUCGGACUACCCUUGGGAGCAAAACAUAAGUCAGUGGAGGUGUGGAAUGGUGUGAUUGAGAAAGUGGAAAAAAGAACUUCAGCUGCGUCGAAUUAUCAAAAUGGCAGAAACGCCGGAUCCAGAGAAGAAAAUUAG